Fusarium graminearum PH-1 is the source of this 1831-nucleotide messenger RNA. RefSeq lists its product as uncharacterized. The record is from RefSeq and is a predicted model, not a curated record. The transcript has 3 exons. Gene Ontology annotation, cellular component: nucleus. The coding region runs from base 491 to 1831 and encodes 446 amino acids. NCBI's taxonomy places the organism in Eukaryota, Fungi, Ascomycota, Sordariomycetes, Hypocreales, Nectriaceae. Gene Ontology annotation, molecular function: protein binding.
AUGUCGGGCUUGAGCCAAACUGGUGGUCCAAUCUCCAUGUCGCCUCAAGAAUACGAAAAUCCUCCCCAGAUCAAAUUCGAGUCCUCGCCCUCAAACUCUCAUUAUAGGAACCCCUCUAAUACUUCGGUGCCCAACGUCCUCCAACCCGCCGGUGGCCUGUCCGCUCGCGGCGCCCCAACCUCGCCCAACUUACCUUCGCCGAUGCAGCAAUCUUCUCCCGCUGCUUCAUCCGUCCCUCACCAGCGGCCGUCGCAAGCUCAGCAGCAGCAGAUCCUUCAUCACUCCCAGCAGCCAAUGCAGAUCCCCGUGCAGCACGGCCAGCCCACACGCGGAUAUUCAGGCUCACCGUCUGCCGCCGUCGCGAGCAAACCCCCGCUGAGCAUGUCUCACAGCUACUCCCGCUCUCAGCCCAGCCGCUGGCUACGAUGGCUCCUCUAGUUAUCACGCAUAUACUCCCACGACGCCUGGCGGUUCUACCUCUGCGCAUCUAAUGUCGCCAAUCGAUACCACCAGGUACAAUGCUCCAGGAUCUCAGCGCAACAUCUCCAACACCCCGCUUGGCCUAGCUGAUAUUCGUCCCCGCGCCGAUUCGAGCAUGUCCGAUGGCACUGGAGCUGCCAUGGCCUACGACGCCAACAAUGCCCAACCAGGAACGAGCAAUUACCUUGCGCCUUGGGCCAUUUACGCCUUCGACUGGUGCAAAUGGCCGGCCCAGGGUAAUAGCGCUGGUAAGCUCGCUGUAGGCAGCUACUUGGAAGAUGGACAUAACUUUAUUCAAAUCCUUGAUAGUCAUAUUACACCGACUCCUCAGGACAUCUAUACUCCUGGUUCUUCCAAGUUUAGCCUCGAGUUCACCAAAGCUGCCGAAGCUACCCACUCUUACCCUGUAACCCGCCUAUUGUGGGAGCCGCCUUCGUCGCAGAAGCAGUCUACUGACCUGCUCGCGACUUCGGGUGAUCACUUGCGAUUGUGGUCUCUUCCUAGUGAGAACCCUUCCACACCCAGUGGCACAAUCGGCCGUCGCGACAAUGUCACCACCAAGUUAACUCCUCUCGCGUUACUCUCCAACUCCAAGACACCGGAUCACACUGCGCCUCUAACAUCGCUCGAUUGGAAUACCGUCUCUCCUAGUCUCAUCAUUACGUCCAGCAUAGACACAACAUGUACCAUCUGGGAUAUUCCCUCACUCACGGCCAAGACUCAGCUCAUUGCCCACGAUAAAGAGGUUUACGAUGUUAGGUUCUGCGCCAAGAGUGUGGAUGUUUUUGUCAGUUGUGGUCAGGAUGGUAGUGUCCGCAUGUUUGAUCUCCGAAGUCUGGAGCAUUCGACAAUUAUUUACGAGCCUACAGGCAAGGAAGAGCGAGACCCCAACGGUGGUCGCGUAAGUCCAACACUGGCUCAGCAAACAAUGUCCAACCCUCCGCCGCUACUUCGUCUUGCAACUUCGCCUCACGAUACCCAUCUCCUAGCUACUUUUGCUCAAGAUUCCAAUGCCAUUCGAAUUCUGGACGUGAGACAACCUGGUCAGGCCUUGCUCGAGCUACGUGGACAUGCUGGAAACAUCAACUCUAUCGAAUGGUCGCCUCAUCGACGAGGAAUGCUUGCUUCGGGCGGUGACGACUGCCAGGUCCUUUUGUGGGAUAUUUACAACUCCGGCCAGCCCAUCAACGGCGCUCCUCAGCAAGAUAACCCUAGGAGCCCUGUUGCUAGCUGGCAAUGCGAUUACGAGAUUGGCAACUUGGGCUGGGUACCUCAACUUCCCAACUCCGAGUACGGCGAGUGGCUCGGUAUUGGCGCAGGACGUGGUAUCUGGGGAACAAGAGUCAUGUAA